Molecule: messenger RNA, 2701 nt
Organism: Haplochromis burtoni (Burton's mouthbrooder)
Lineage: Eukaryota; Metazoa; Chordata; Actinopteri; Cichliformes; Cichlidae
Product: claudin-4
Exons: 2
Coding region: 281-1429 (382 amino acids)
Biological process (GO): bicellular tight junction assembly; cell adhesion
Cellular component (GO): bicellular tight junction; plasma membrane
Molecular function (GO): structural molecule activity
Source: RefSeq, a predicted model, not a curated record
GCUCAAGAACGGACAAAUACGUGGUGCAGAAAGUCCCUGGAGGAAGUACACUGAGUGGAUUCAGCAGGAACUACAGUGGCUACAGCUUCAGAAAAGGGCGUACCUUUUGGAGAGAGGUGCAGAAAAGAGGAAAUUAAAGGACCAAAUAACAAAGGCUUGAGAUAGUCACUGAAGCAAACACAAGGAAAAAGAACUUGAGAAAAUAAGAAGGGAGAAAAAACGUUAUCUUGUCUUGAAACACAGGGAGAGAAAAUAUAAAAAAGGACUGCGUGGUUGCACCAUGGCAUCUUUUGGACUUGAGCUGGCCGGCAUCACCCUGGCAGUGUUGGGGUGGGCUCUCACUGUGACCAGCUGUGCCCUUCCAAUGUGGAGGGUCUCGGCCUUUAUUGGCGCCAACAUCGUCACUGCUCAGGUGUACUGGGAGGGUCUGUGGAUGAGCUGUGUGGUCCAGAGCACGGGCCAGAUGCAAUGUAAAAUCUACGACUCGAUGCUGGCUUUACCUCAGGACCUCCAGGCUGCCAGGGCACUCACAGUUGUUGCCAUCCUAGUGGGGUUGAUUGCUCUCCUCAUUGCCAUGGUGGGAGCCAAGUGCACCAACUGCAUCGAGGAGGAUGGGGUUAAAGCCAAGGUGAUGAUCUCUUCUGGAGUGGCGUUCAUCAUAGCAGGUCUGGCUCAACUAGUGCCUGUUUCCUGGUCAGCAAACACCAUUGUCGUCGAGUUCUACAGUCCAAUCAUCCCUGCUGGGCAGAAGAUGGAGAUCGGGGCAUCACUAGCGAACAUGUCGAUGGGUUUGGAGAUCGUGGGCAUUGCCUUUGGAGUCAUUGGUUUUCUUAUAGCCAUAUUAACAUGUGCCCUACCAAUGUGGAAGGUGAGUGCAUUUGUCGGAGCUAACAUUGUCACUGCUCAGAUCAUCCAGGAGGGUUUGUGGAUGAGCUGUGUUGUCCAGAGCACAGGUCAAAUGCAGUGCAAGGUCUACGACUCGCUGCUGGCCUUGUCUCCGGAACUGCAGGCGUCCAGAGCAAUGAUGGUUAUUGCCAUUAUACUCGGAGUGCUGGGCGUCAUGAUCUCCAUAGUCGGUGCCAAGUGCACCAACUGCAUUGAAGAGGAAGGAAGCAAAGCCAAAGUGAUGAUCAUUGCUGGAGUCUUCUUCAUCCUCAGUGGCCUCUUGGUUCUCAUCCCUGUUUCUUGGACUGCCCAAGUUAUCAUCACUGAUUUUUACAACCCUCUUGUGAUCAGCGCUCAAAGGAGGGAGAUAGGGGCGUCGCUCUACAUAGGCUGGGCUGCAGCCGGAGUGUUCCUGAUCGGAGGGGCGAUGUUGUGCACUAGCUGCCCACCAAAAGAAAAGAAAUAUCUGCCACCCAGGAUGGGGUACUCGGCCCCACGCAGCAUUAGUGCAGGUGGAGGAUAUGACAAGAAAGACUACGUCUGAAUUAAUGCUGAAGGAUGGAAGGAAAAUUAUUUUUGUGUGUGAGUUUUUGUCUGUAUGCAUGUUACUUUUUUUUACCGGAAACCACAGCGUGAAUCCGACUGAAAGACUCCGAGAUGAAGAUGUUGUAGAAAUAUUAAUCUUCUGCUUUGCUUUUAGCUGAUAUGUUUAUUCACAUCCUUUUGUUUUGCUUAAAAAAAAGACUUAGAUUUUUCAGUGCUUUAACAUGGGAGCUUAAACAAAUAACUUUAUUCUUUUAAGAUUUUUAACUGGGAAAAUAUUUCUACUAAAUUCUUGGCAUUAUGUGAAUUUGAAAACACCUGUGUGUCGUCCUCUUAUUAGCUCUUGGCUGGUUGCGUGGUGUUGUGUUUCACUGAAACCUGCUGUUAAAAUGUGAUCUGUCAUUUCACUGACAAUGACCAGGAAGAGUCAGCUCUCAUUUUACAUGCAUUUGGUUGGUGUGAUUGUUCAGUGUGUUCGUGUGUGCGUGUGUUUUGCAUGACCUGUAAUAUUUGCUUAAGAGAGUUUCUGCUGAGACUGAAACUACAGAUAGAUCCAAUACUGCCCCAGGUGAAACUUUGUCUUCCUUUUCACAGUUUCACUGUGUGUGCAAAUAGAAAAGAGUUUUUCAUGUAAGGAUAACUUUAUUUCAAAUGUCUGUAUAUUCAUGUGUUUAAAAUUUAUUUCAAAAUGUUCAAAUAUUCAAAUAUGUUCUACACUAUGCUCCUUUCUUUUAUUUUUUUUAUUUUCUGGAAGUUGACAAUGAGCGUUAGUCACAAUUUUUUCUCAAUGAUUUUUUAAAGUUUUUGAAUAGAUUAUAACCUAUGUCUGGUCCAUUUUGUUAAGCAUAUAACCAAGGACCUCUUUAGUGUAUAUUUAUGUGUGCGUGAUGCUCCAAGGAUCCCAUUUUUAGACCCUUUUAAAAAGUAUGUAACCAAGAUCCUCUUAGUAUAUUUAUGUUUGUAACACCACAGCAGUUUGCAAAGUACAUAUGUAUUUGUAUUUCACAGAUACUGGUUGGUUUUCUUUGUGUAUUUGCUUGGUUGGUUUGUGCAAUUCGUGUGUGUGUGUGUGUGUGUGUGUGUGUGUGUGUGUGUGUGUGUUUAUAAUUUCUUCAUUUCUUAAGUGAGUGAAAUUGUUCAAAUAUGUGUCUAUGCUUAAUUUGCUGUUCUAUAUUGCCAUUGUAAAUUCAAAUGUGUUCAAAUUAACAAAAUAAUAGUAAUACUACUGCUAAUAAUAAUAGUUUUAAUAAAAUUCUUCUUAGCUAAAGCAACA